UGAGAGCCCGGGGUUGUGUACACAUCUCUCCAGCUCGUCAACAACAUGAGGUUCCUGGCGUGUCUCUCCGUGCUGGUGCUGGUCGCCCUCGUCACCGCCGCCCCGGCUGACUCCACGGAACGACCUGUUGAUGACGACAAUGUCUCCUUCGGGUCAUCCAACGUCCACCGACCUGUAGCAGGCACUUCAUCCUUCGGGUCCAACAGCGACCACCGUCCUCAAGGCGGCUUCGGUUCCUUCGGGUCCUCCAGCGUCAACCCUUCGGGUCCUUCAGGGUCCAGUGUCCACCGCCCUGAACCUGUUUCACCAGGCGCCACUGCCUCCGUCGGGUUCUCUAACAUCCACCGUCCAUUAGCAGGCAGCGCCACCUUCGGGUCCUCCAGCAACCAGGGAUCUGCUGUAGUCCCAACAGGCGACGACUCCCACAACCAAGACGGCCAGUUUAGUUCCCGCCAAAUCUCCCCUCAUCAGCAACAGUCUCCCGUCUUCCAGGGCUCGCAGUUCCCCAGCGGCAGCAGCACAACUACCGAGGACGUAGACAACACGGCCGUCGUAGCCACCACAACAACAACUGAACCACCCAGAAAUUUCUUCAGUUCACUCUUCGGAGGCGGAUCGAGUUCGUCCCGUGUGAGCAGAGACACCUGGCGUCAGGUGUAUGUGGCCGAGGACCAGGAUAGCCAACACUCGGCCCCCACACAGUCUGAGGAACAAUCUAGCAACUUGGAGGGAUCUGUGCCCUUGAAUCUUGGUACACCUGGUUCCUCAAGUGUUGCGGCUCCUGUCUCAACCAACGUUGGUACACCUGGCUCUUCAGGUGUUGUGGCUCCUGUCUUAACCAACGUUGGUACACCUGGUUCCUCAGGUGUUGUGGCUCCUGUCUCCACCAAGGUUGGCAGCACUCCUCGGUAACCUGGUUGGAGGCUCCGUCAACCCACCAGCGUGAACUCCUGCAGCAGGUGUUGGUGCCUUAAUAACCCCACCAUAAAGGCGCCCCACAGUGACUAGGAAGCACCAUAGAGGCAUCUCCCGGCUACUGUCGCCAGACACAUCCUGACUUCCACACUGUGGCUCUCACCAAGCUUUAAUUUAAUACAAACAUCUAUAUAUAGCUGCCAUAAACGAAUACUCUUUUUUACUGUUUUCUAACAACAGCGUUAGGUUCGCUUGUACAAGUGUAAGUGUCGUCAGGUAACGCUUAAACGCUUGCUUGCUACAACAGGUCUUACUGGUAAACAAUCGUCACACCUGUCAAGCCGCACAAACUGUAGUUAGUUUCUAUUUAAUAAACUUUGAAUGCAUCACAAA
This is a messenger RNA of Procambarus clarkii (red swamp crayfish), 1308 nucleotides long. RefSeq names its product protein SPT2 homolog. NCBI's taxonomy places the organism in Eukaryota, Metazoa, Arthropoda, Malacostraca, Decapoda, Cambaridae. The record is from RefSeq and is a predicted model, not a curated record.